Cynocephalus volans (Philippine flying lemur) is the source of this 1783-nucleotide messenger RNA. RefSeq names its product mixed lineage kinase domain like pseudokinase (gene MLKL). NCBI's taxonomy places the organism in Eukaryota, Metazoa, Chordata, Mammalia, Dermoptera, Cynocephalidae. The record is from RefSeq and is a predicted model, not a curated record. The coding region runs from base 20 to 1429 and encodes 469 amino acids. Gene Ontology annotation, biological process: cell surface receptor signaling pathway; protein phosphorylation. Gene Ontology annotation, molecular function: protein kinase activity; ATP binding. The transcript has 11 exons.
CAGAGGGCCCGGCACAGGUAUGGAUAAAUUGCAGUACAUCAUUUCCUUAGGCAUCUUCAUCUAUAAACAGUGUGAAGACAUGAAAUACUGCCAGAAACAGUGCCAGCGUCUGGGGAACCGUGUUCGUGGCCUGCUCCAACCUCUGCAGAUGCUCCAAAACCAAGAAAAGAGGAACCUUCCCAGAGAAGAGAAAUUAAACUCUGCCCUGAACCAUUUUGAGGCUGCCCUGGAGGAAGCUAAGAGGCAGAUAGAAAAGUUCAGUAAUGAAUCCAAUAUCCGCAAGUUUAUAAAAGCAGGUCAUAACAAAAUGAUCUUUAGUGAUGUGAACGAGAGGCUGAGAGAUGUCUGGGAGGAGCUCUUGCUGCUGCUGCAGGCUGAUCAGUGGAAAUUUGUUUCAAGCAUCAGCCAAGGAGCAUCCUGGCCACAGGAAGAUCAGCAGGAUGCAGAGGAAGACUUCCAAAGGCCGAGCAGGGAAUGUGAAAAGAUAGAAGCUUCACUGAGGCUGAUGACUAUCGACAUAGAAGAAGUCAAGAAAACUUUGAGGCAGUUGAGUUUGGAUUUAACACGGAGACCUGUGGAGCAGAUCCCACAAUAUCAAAUCAAGGAGAUUAAGAAGCAGCAGAUUUCAGAAUGGACCCUGCUAAGGAAUAAUGAGUUCAGCACACUUUAUAAAGGAAAAUAUUAUGAAUCUACAGUGACCAUAAAAGUAUUCAACAAACCCCAGGCCAGAAGCAUCGGAGCAGUGAGGCGUACUUUCAAUAAUGAGAUCAGAACCAUGAAGAAAUUUGAUUCUCCCAACAUCCUGCGUAUAUUUGGGAUUUGCAUUGAUGAAACAGUGAGUCCACCUCAAUUCUCAAUCAUCAUGGAGUACUGUGAACUUGGGACCCUGAGGGAGCUGUUGGAUAAGGAAAAGGACCUCACAUUCGGUGUGCGCAUCGCCCUAAUCCUGGGGGCAGCCAGAGGCUUGAACAGGCUACACCAUUCAGAAACACCUGAACUCCACAGAAACAUCAGCAGCGCAAGCUUCCUGGUAACUAAUGGCUACCAAGUGAAGCUUGCAGGAUUUGAACUGAGCAAAACACAGACUUCCAUCAGCCGGGAAACUAAGGAAAAAACAGAGAUUGCCAAUUCUGCAGCAUAUGUCUCACCUCAGGGACUGGAAAAUGUGUUUCAUAAAUAUGACAUAAAAGCUGAAAUAUACAGCUUCGGAAUCGUCCUCUGGGAAAUCGCCACUGGGAAGAUUCCAUUUGAAGGCUGUAAUUCUGAGAAGAUCUUCCAACUGGUGACUGUGGACCGGCAGCAGGAGCCAGUGGGUGAACAUUGCCCUUUAGAGCUGCAGGAGAUCAUUGAUGAGUGCCGGGCCUAUGAGCCAUCCCGGCGGCCCUAUGUUGACGAAAUCUUAAAGAAACUGUCUAUAUUUACUGAGUAGCAUAUCAAAACCUAAACCAAGGAGACCCCGGACAAGAAGCUGAGAGAAACACAAUGGAAGAAGGGACUGUGCUAGUUCCACACCUAUGCCUCAAGAGGCCUUAUAAAUGUCCACUACCUCUCUUGGAACCCUACAAGCCAUGAACAAGUUAGGCUAGCAUGCUGGAGGAUGAGAGACCAUGUGGAGCAGAAGCAAACUGUCCCAGCUGAGGUCAUACUAGACCUGCCAGCCUGGCAGCUGACCUAGUUACAUGAGUGAGCCCAGUUAAGACCACAAGAAUCACCCAGCUGAGCCCAGCCCAAAUUGACCAUUCACAAAAUUAUGAGCAAAAUAAAUUAUUCUUGUCUUAAAUCA